AAGUGGAUCUUGAACCAAAAACAAAAUGCCAAGAAAGAAAUUCAUCCCAGCAGCAAAAACUUCGAGGCUGUUGUAACUUUUAAAUUAUACUGCGAUGAAAAAGAUAAUCUUCUAUUGAACAAGGUCAAUGACAGUCUUGGUAAUACAGACAUCCCUUAUUUUCUUUUUUAAGAUGAGCCAUGAAAGAAUGGAUAUUGCUAUGAAGAUGAACAAGGACGGGUAUCACUUUCUA
This is a messenger RNA of Pocillopora meandrina, 232 nucleotides long. NCBI's taxonomy places the organism in Eukaryota, Metazoa, Cnidaria, Anthozoa, Scleractinia, Pocilloporidae. The record is from the annotation of a GenBank genome assembly.